CUUCAGAGUUGCAAUGGCGGCGGCGGCGACGUUGAAGAAGCUGUUCUGGUCCACGGAUUCAGACGUCAGUCUUGGAGAAGCGAAGGAAAAGAAUACGCAAAUCGGCGAUGAGGUCGUCGUUGAUGGCAUCCGCGUUUUUCAAGAUCCAAAUGGAGCGCCCGUAGAGCAAGUGAGUCCUUUAGGGUACCACGUUGGAUGGGCCGGCAUCCUCUUCCUCAACGUAAGCCAGAUGGUGGGAACGGGAAUUUUCAGCACUCCGGGAUCCAUUUUACGGGCCCUGGAUUCUGUGGGCCUGAGUUUACUUUACUGGGUUUUUGGGGCGCUUAUCGCAGCUGCGGGCCUCGCGGUGUAUCUUGAAUACGCCUCUAUGUUUCCGAGCCGUUCUGGCGGGCAAGUGACAUAUCUUGAGCAAGCGUACCCAAGACCCGUUUUCUUGUUUCCCACAGCAUACGCUUUCUUCGUUGUCGCGUUCUCGUUCUCGAGCAGCAAUGCAGUGGUGCUCUCAAGAUACAUCUUUCGCGCUGCGCAGUACCAAGCCACCGAAUGGGCUCACAAAGGCCUGGCCCUAGCCUCAUAUACAUUCCUAGCAAUCCUAUGCUUGAUCUCGACACGCUGGUCCAUUAGACUCAUGAACUUAAUCUCAGCCGUCAAGCUGAUCAUUCUGCUGUUCAUCGUCUGCACGGGAUUCGCGGUACUAGAUGGCAGGACCAGUGUAACGGACCCGCACGCGAAUUUUCGCGACAGCUUCAAAAAAGUGACCAAUAACGGAAAUGGGAUCGUGAAUGCGUUGGUCAACAUCAACUUCGCCUAUACGGGUUACUCCAAUGCGUUCAACGUCAACCCCUUCCGCACGCUCAAACGCAUCGCGCCCCUCUCCCUCCUCAUAGUAUCCAUUCUCUACAUUCUCGCAAAUGUCGCCUACUUCGCCGCAGUCCCAGCCUCAGACAUCCUCAACUCCGACACGCUAACCGCCGCCCUCUUCUUCGAAGCAGUCUUCGGCCCGUCCGCCAAAGGUUUACCAGCUCUCAUCGCGGUCUCUGCCGCAGGGAACAUCAUGGCCGUCAUCAUCGGCAGCACGCGCAUGAUCAGGGAGUGCGCCAGACAAGGGGUGAUACCGUACCCGCAUCUCUGGGCAUCCACCCGUCCCUUCGGCACGCCCUUCGCCCCCAUCGUGUUAAAAUGGGCCUUGACAUGCAUCGUCAUCCUCGCCCUCCCCUUCGGCGAUGCCUUCAACUUCCUCGUCGACCUGCGCUCGUACCCGGACUCCGUCUUCCUCUUCCUCAUGGUCGUCGGCAUCUAUUACCUCCGGUAUCGACGGAAGAAGGCGGGGUUGCCACCCGCGGCUUUCCAGGCCUGGCACUCUGCGCUCAUCUUCUCGGCCGCUGUGUGUCUGUUUUUGCUCAUCAUGCCGUGGUAUCCGCCUGAUGAUGGCGGGGACGUGUCGUUCUGGUACGCAACGUACUGUGCCGUCGGCAUCGGGCUGAUGCUGGGAAUGGGGCUUUACUAUCUUUUCUGGAUCAAGUGGUUGCCGAAGUGGAAAUAUUAUGCUAUCAGGACGGAGACGCUGGUUUCGGAGCAGGAUGGGAGCGUUACGCAUGUGUUGAGGAGGGUGCCGGAGGCGGAAGUCGAAGAAUGGGAUAGGACGCAUGAUGACGCGGGAAAUGUAUUGUUUGAGGCGGUGGGUGGGGUUGGACAAGCCGACGGGAGACGUUUGAUUAGGAGGGUAAAGGUUAAGGAUGGGGUUACACAGGUUCAUCAUGGGCUGGAAGAGAAGGCAUAA
Westerdykella ornata is the source of this 1780-nucleotide messenger RNA. Its product is annotated as amino acid transporter-like protein. NCBI's taxonomy places the organism in Eukaryota, Fungi, Ascomycota, Dothideomycetes, Pleosporales, Sporormiaceae. Gene Ontology annotation, molecular function: L-amino acid transmembrane transporter activity. The coding region runs from base 14 to 1780 and encodes 588 amino acids. The transcript is spliced from 5 exons. Gene Ontology annotation, cellular component: membrane. The record is from RefSeq and is a predicted model, not a curated record. Gene Ontology annotation, biological process: amino acid transmembrane transport.